GAGGAGGAUGGUUUAGUCGCCUUCUGGUGCUUGCCUGCCUUCCUCCUCUUCCUCUUCAGGGCUCCAGUCUCAUAGGCGUUGCUUCUGCUCUUGACAGAAAUGUCCUGUCUUUGCACUAAGUUGCAAAUGCAUUCCUGUGAAAACCCAUAGAAGACUGCUUUGUUACACCCCAGAGCUAUUGCAGAAUGAAUUAAAGCACAUUGCUUGCAUUUAAAAGGAACAGGCUAAUUCUGCACGUCAGCCGCACUUUUUACACGUUAAAAACUGUAUUUAAAAUGCAGUAAUUUUCCUUUGCAAGAAGAGGCAAUAAGGAGGCGAAGCACAGCACCAGCAUCCUUUUCUCCCAGAGACUGGGACACACCGACACUCUUUCUCCUUUGGAUGCAAUUGACAUGCAUAGUUUUAUAAAGCACUGAUUUGCUUCUAUGUAGGUGUCCACCCCCACCCCCCGAAGUUGCCUGGGUUGCAAAACAGUAGGAAAGCAGCUGCUGCUUAUCUUUGACAGCAGAAGAUUAUGGUGGCGGCUCAGCACUAGCUAAACCAGCAGCAGCAGCGUUGGCUGAAGCAGCAGCAGAGCAGGACUCUGCCUGGAUGCAUUUUUCACUGAAAAUCAUCGGCGUUGGAAAGUGCAGCCCAAAGAAUUGACAGCGUUUGUAACGGAAAACUGGGAAAGGCAAAGAGCAUAGGGGUGGGGGUCAGCACCACCAGUUUUUUCUCCCGUGUGCUUCUAGGGAGGGGGGUCUAUUAUCAUGGCGGAUCGGACAGCUCCUAGAUGCCAGCUCCGUCUGGAGUGGGUAUAUGGGUAUAGGGGUCACCAGUGUCGCAACAACCUGUACUAUACAGCAGGCAAGGAAGUGGUUUACUUCGUGGCUGGAGUCGGAGUGGUUUAUAACACCAGAGAACAUAGCCAGAAAUUUUUCCUGGGGCACAAUGAUGACAUUAUCAGUCUAGCUCUGCACCCGGAAAAAACCCUUGUUGCUACAGGGCAGGUUGGGAAGGACCCUUACAUUUGCAUCUGGGAUUCCUACAAUGUACAGACUGUUUCUAUUUUAAAGGAUGCACAUACCCAUGGAGUUGCCUGCUUGGCUUUUGCUUCAGAUGGCCAGCGUUUAGCUUCAGUGGGACUGGAUGCCAAAAACACAGUCUGCAUUUGGGAGUGGAGGAAAGGAAAACUCCUUGCAUCAGCUACUGGCCACUCCGAUAGGAUCUUUGAUAUUUCCUGGGAUCCAUAUCAACCCAACAGAGUGGCUAGCUGUGGUGUGAAACAUAUCAAGUUCUGGACGCUGUGUGGAAAUGCCUUGACAGCCAAAAGAGGAAUAUUCGGUAAAACAGGAGACUUGCAAACUAUCCUCUGCCUGUCCUGUUCAAAAGAUGAUGUUACAUACUCUGGUGCUUUAAAUGGAGAUAUCUAUGUCUGGAAAGGGCUCACCUUAGUCCGCACGAUUCAAGGAGCUCAUGGUGCUGGAAUUUUUAGCAUGUAUGCAUGCGAGGAAGGUUUUGCCACUGGUGGAAGAGAUGGCUGUAUUCGACUGUGGGACACUUUUUUUAAGCCAAUAACUAAAAUUGAUCUCAGGGAAACUGAACAAGGAUAUAAAGGUUUGUCCAUCCGAAGCGUGUGCUGGAAAGCAGAUCGACUUUUAGCAGGGACACAGGACAGUGAAGUAUUUGAGGUGAUUGUGAGAGAAAGAGAUAAGCCAAUGCUAAUAAUGCAAGGUCACUGUGAAGGAGAGCUCUGGGCUCUGGCGGUGCAUCCCAAGAAACCAUUAGUUGUUACUGGCAGUGACGAUCGAUCUGUGCGCUUAUGGAGCCUUGCUGACCAUGCCUUGAUUGCCCGAUGCAAUAUGGAAGAAGCUGUGCGAAGUGUAUCUUUCAGCCCUGAUGGAUCUCAACUGGCACUGGGGAUGAAAGAUGGCUCUUUCAUUGUACUGAGAGUAAGAGAUAUGACAGAGAUUGUUCACAUCAAAGACAGGAAAGAAGUAAUUCAUGAAAUGAAGUUUUCACCAGAUGGCUGCUACCUUGCGGUGGGUUCUAAUGAUGGUCCAGUGGAUAUCUAUGUAGUUGCUCAACGGUACAAAAAAACUGGAGAAUGCAACAAAUCUUCUAGCUUUAUCACUCAUAUUGACUGGUCUCUGGAUAGUAAAUUCUUGCAAACAAAUGAUGGUGCAGGAGAACGCUUCUUCUACAGAAUGCCAUCUGGGAAGCAUUUAACCAGCAAAGAUGAGAUCAAAGGGAUUCAUUGGGCUUCGUGGACGUGUGUGAUGGGAGCAGAAGUGAAUGGAAUCUGGCCGAAAUAUAGUAAUGUUACAGAUAUCAACUCUGUGGAUGGAAAUUAUAAUAAUGCAGUUCUGAUGACUGGAGAUGAUUUUGGAUUAGUUAAAUUGUUCAGAUUUCCUUGUCUCAAGAAAGGAGCUAAAUUUAGAAAAUACGUUGGGCAUUCUGCACAUGUCACUAAUGUCCGUUGGUCACAUGACUUUCAGUGGGUAAUAAGUACCGGAGGUGCAGAUCACUCUGUUUUUCAGUGGCGGUUUGUUCCAGAAGGUGUAGCAAAUGGGAUCCUUGAAACAGCACCCCAGGAAAGUGGCAUAGAUUCUCACAGUGAAGAAUCUGAUUCUGAUUUAUCCGAUGUGCCAGAGUUAGACUCGGAUAUAGAGCAGGAAGCUCAAAUCAACUACAUCCGACAGGUUUACAAAGAAGAUCUACCUCAACUGAAACAGCAAAGUAAAGAGAAAAACCAUUCAGUGCCCUUCCUUAAAAGAGAGCGAGCCCCUGAGGACAGUUUAAAGCUGCAAUUUAUACAUGGUUACAGAGGCUAUGACUGUCGAAACAAUUUGUUCUACACGCAGACUGGGGAGGUGGUUUACCAUAUUGCUGCUGUUGCUGUUGUGUACAAUAGACAGCAGCACACCCAAAGACUGUAUCUUGGUCAUGAUGAUGACAUUCUCAGCCUAGCUAUCCAUCCUCUGAAAGACUAUGUUGCUACUGGGCAGGUUGGGAGAGAUGCUGCCAUUCAUGUUUGGGAUACUCAGACGCUCAAAUGUUUGUCGCUGCUAAAAGGCCAACACCAAAGAGGCGUGUGCGCACUUGAUUUUUCAGCUGAUGGAAAAUGUCUGGCAUCGAUUGGGUUAGAUGAUAAUCAUACCAUUGUACUCUGGGACUGGAAAAAAGGAGAAAAGAUGGCAGCAACCAGAGGUCAUAAAGACAAGAUAUUCGUAGUGAAAUGCAACCCCCAUCAUGCUGAUAAACUGGUAACCGUUGGAAUGAAGCACAUCAAAUUUUGGCAGCAAGCAGGUGGUGGUUUUACCUCCAAACGUGGCAUAUUUGGAAAUAUUGGGAAACAAGAAACUAUGAUGAGUGUUUCCUAUGGACGAAUAGAGGACUUUGCUUUCUCUGGAUCGGCAAUGGGAGAUAUUUACAUCUGGAAAGAUAUUUCUUUGCUUAAAACUGUGAAAGCUCAUGAUGGUCCUGUAUUUGCUAUGCAUGCCUUAGAUAAGGGCUUUGUGACAGGUGGGAAGGAUGGCGUGGUGGCUCUAUGGGAUGAUACAUUUGAGCGGUGCUUGAAGACAUAUGCCAUUAAAAGAGCAGCCUUGUCACCCGGUUCUAAAGGGUUGCUGUUGGAAGACAACCCUUCUAUCCGUGCCAUCACCUUAGGACAUGGGCAUAUACUGGUGGGAACAAAAAAUGGAGAGAUUCUUGAAAUUGAUAAAAGUGGCCCCAUGACUCUGCUUGUGCAGGGGCAUAUGGAAGGAGAGGUCUGGGGUCUGGCAGCCCAUCCUCUCUUGCCUAUCUGUGCAACAGUGAGUGAUGAUAAAACUCUGAGGAUCUGGGAACUUUCUUCCCAACAUCGUAUGCUGGCUGUGAGAAAGCUUAAAAAAGGUGGUCGAUGCUGUGCCUUCUCCCCUGAUGGGAAAGCCUUGGCUGUAGGGCUAAAUGAUGGAAGUUUUCUGGUAGUGAAUGCUGAUACUGUGGAAGAUAUGCUUUCCUUCCAUCACAGAAAGGAAAUGAUCUCUGACAUCAGAUUUUCCCGAGAUUCAGGAAAAUACCUGGCAGUGGCUUCCCAUGAUAAUUUUGUGGAUAUUUACAAUGUGCUUACCAGCAAAAGAGUUGGCAUCUGCAAAGGGGCAUCCAGCUAUAUCACGCACAUUGAUUGGGAUUCAAGAGGGAAGCUAUUGCAAGUCAAUUCUGGUGCUAAAGAACAAUUCUUUUUUGAAGCUCCAAGAGGAAAGAGGCAUAUAAUAAGACACACUGAGAUUGAGAAGAUUGAAUGGGACACGUGGACAUGCGUCCUUGGUCCUACCUGUGAAGGAAUUUGGCCAAUGCACAGUGAUGUCACUGUUAUCAAUGCAGCUUCUCUUACCAAAGAUAGCACACUCUUAGCUACAGGGGAUGAUUUUGGGUUUGUAAAGCUCUUCAAAUAUCCGGUAAAGGGUCAGCAUGCCAAGUUCAAGAAAUAUGUGGGACACAGUGCCCAUGUCACCAAUGUCCGGUGGUUACAUAAUGAUUCUGUGCUGCUGACUGUGGGUGGAGCUGACACUGCUCUGAUGAUCUGGACUCGAGAAUUUGUGGGCACCCAAGAAAGCAAGCUAGUUGACAGCGAGGAGUCAGAUACCGAUGCAGAAGAGGAUGGAGGUUAUGACAGUGAUGUUGCAAGAGAAAAAGCAAUUGACUACACCACAAAGAUCUAUGCAGUGAGCAUCCGAGAGAUGGAGGGCACCAAGCCACAUCAGCAGCUGAAGGAGGUCUCCGUGGAAGAAAGGCCACCAGUUAGUAGAGCUGCUCCUCAACCGGAGAAACUGCAAAAGAAUAACGUCAAUAAAAAAAGGAAACUGGUUGAGGAGUUGGCUUUAGACCAUGUUUUUGGGUACCGUGGAUUUGACUGUCGCAACAACCUUCAUUACCUCAACGAUGGCGCUGAUAUUAUUUUCCAUACUGCUGCAGCAUGUAUAGUUCAAAAUCUUUCCACAGGAAGCCAGACUUUCUACCUGGAACAUACAGACGACAUCCUCUGCCUAACUGUCAACCAGCACCCAAAAUAUAAAAAUAUUGUGGCGACCAGCCAGAUUGGUACAACACCUUCUAUCCACAUCUGGGAUGCUAUGACCAAGCAGACAGUGUCCAUGCUACGAUGCUUCCAUUCAAAAGGGGUGAACUAUGUCAACUUCAGUGCUACUGGCAAGCUCCUAGUGUCGGUAGGAGUUGACCCUGAACAUACAAUCACAGUGUGGAGAUGGCAGGAAGGAGCUAAAAUAGCAAGUCGAGGAGGCCACCUAGAAAGGAUCUUUGUUGUAGAGUUCCGUCCAGAUUCAGACACCCAGUUUGUAUCCGUUGGAGUAAAACACAUGAAAUUCUGGACUCUGGCUGGAAGCGCUUUGCUGUAUAAAAAGGGAGUCAUUGGUUCGUUGGAAGAUGCCAAAAUGCAGACCAUGCUUUCUGUGGCCUUUGGAGCUAACAAUCUUACUUUCACUGGUGCCAUCAAUGGAGAUGUUUAUGUCUGGAAGGAUCACUUUCUAAUUAGACUGGUGGCAAAAGCUCACACCGGCCCUGUCUUCACAAUGUACACAACUCUUCGUGAUGGACUCAUUGUUACUGGAGGGAAGGAGAGACCAACAAAAGAAGGAGGUGCCGUGAAACUGUGGGACCAGGAGAUGAAGCGCUGCCGAGCAUUUCAGCUUGAGACAGGGCAGACUGUGGAGUGUGUGCGUUCAGUGUGUCGAGGGAAAGGUAAAAUUUUAGUGGGGACCAAAGAUGGAGAAAUUCUUGAAGUUGGAGAAAAAAAUGGUGCUUCUAACCUGCUGAUUGACAGCCACAUGGAAGGAGAGAUUUGGGGCUUGGCUACUCACCCCUCCAAGGACAUCUUCAUCUCUGCUAGUAAUGAUGGAACUGCAAGGAUCUGGGACCUUUGCGACAAAAAACUUCUGAAUAAAGUGAAUCUGGGCCAUGCUGCUAGGUGUGCCACCUACAGCCCCGAUGGUGAGAUGGUUGCCAUUGGCAUGAAGAAUGGAGAAUUCAUCAUUUUGCUUGUAAACAGUCUUAAAGUCUGGGGCAAAAAAAGGGACCGGAAGUCUGCCAUCCAGGACAUCAGAAUCAGCCCUGAUAACCGAUUUUUGGCAGUGGGCUCACAAGAACAUACUGUCGACUUCUACGACCUCACCCAAGGCACGACCUUGAAUCGGAUCGGCUACUGUAAAGAUAUCCCAAGCUUUGUCAUUCAGAUGGAUUUUUCAGCAGACAGCAAAUACAUUCAGGUAUCAACUGGUGCUUAUAAAUGCCAGGUCCAUGAGGUGCCAUUGGGAAAGCAAGUGACAGACACGGCACUCAUCAGAAAGAUCACCUGGGCCACCUGGACAAGCAUUCUUGGAGAUGAAGUUAUCGGUAUUUGGCCCCGAAAUGCAGAUAAAGCAGAUGUCAACUGUGCUUGUGUAACCCACGCUGGCUUGAACAUUGUCUCUGGAGAUGACUUUGGGCUGGUCAAACUCUUUGACUUCCCCUGCACUGAAAAAUUUGCCAAACACAAGCGUUACUUUGGCCAUUCUGCACAUGUCACCAACAUACGCUUCUCUCAUGAUGACAAGUACGUUAUCAGCACUGGAGGGGAUGACUGCAGUGUAUUUGUAUGGCAAUGCCUUUGAUGGUCAGUUCUCUCCAGUGCCACUCUUGCUUUACCAUCGCCAUGUGAGUGCCAAACAUGGAUGCCUCCCAAGACCUCAGCAGGUGGCUGUGUUACAAACAUUGCAUAGAUUCAUAUGUUGGUGAAACCUGACAUGCAGUUAUGUUGGAUGCCACAGUGAGCCCCCAGGCAUGCAGCCAUUGAAAAAAAAGCAAAAAUUAAGUGAUUGGCUCUGUGGCCUAAGGGAUGCACGGCUCAGUUUGCGCUAGACCUCUCUUGCUAAAAAUUAAGUGUAAAAAUCUGCAAAGCCUAGCUUAUUGUGGAAACUAAAGCCUCAAUAGCUGCAAUUUGAAGAUGAUUAAAAGAAUUAAUGUUUUCACAAAGCAAACAAGUUUAAACACCGCCCAUUUCAAAAACUUACUUGACAAGGGGUGCAUUCCGAGUGAGGAAAUCUUUCAGCCUUGGUUGGUUUUACACUUACCAAAUUAUCAUUCCCCCUCACCCAAAUUCUUAGGGUUUUAAGAAAAGUACAUUUGCCACUUUUCUAUGAAGUGCCUUUUGAAAGCUUUGCCAGUAGUGCAGGUUGCCUGCCAGAGCCUGCUUUCGAACCAUGGUGCUACAACUUUCCCAACUAGAUGAGGGCUGACAAAGACAUUUUUCCCCUUGAUAUAUAACCCACUCAUGAAGAUUAUGAUGAUGAUUUUGCUUUUUCAUUUGUCUUGAUUUUUUUAGUUGACUCUCAACUAGUUGUUCUAACAAAAGUUAAAAGUUUUAACUGGUUAUUUUAACAAUAUUGGGGUGCAGUGCAAGGCAAGUAUUAUAGUUACUAAUCAAAACUGUCAGUGAAUCAACAAUAAGUUGAAAUCCAUCUUUAGAGUAGAAGUGGGGAACAUGUGGCCCUCCAUGUGUUGAUGAAUUACAUUAUCCCUGGCCAUUGGCCAUGCUUGCUGGCUGGGGUUGAUGGGAGUUGGAGUCCAUUAACCCCUGGAAGACCCCAGGUUCCCCUACCUGAUUUAGGACAAGGGGAGAAUGAGUGAGGAAAGUGUCCCACCAUCUUUUCUGCCCACUCUCAUUUGCAGAAUAUUUUCCUGCUGCAUUGCUUGGUCAGGGCCAGCAAAGGCAAUGCUUUGAAUUUCUCCAAGGGAAAGAAAUCUUCCUCUUCCUUUGUGAGUGGUUUCAAAGAUGUGGCAGACUGGGAGGUGGCUCCCUGGUGGCAGGAGACCAAGAAGCUGUGCAACUUUGCUCCCAUUAGAUUCUUCUGGGGGAGGAACAACCAUGAAACAUGCAAUUUAUACUUAGAAGUUCACAGGUUCCAUUUCUUGUACUUAAAGACCAUAAUGGGUAUGAAAUGGAAAGAUCCUUUGCCCCAACGUACUGGAGGGCCUAUGUUGAAGACCUGUUGAGCGUCAAGCUGACUGUACUGGUUAACUGACCACGCAAGGGAAAGGGCUCCUUCUAGCCUAAUCACAGAGGAACCAGAGAUUACCAGCAGCCACUGCAUCCUCUGUUGCAAGCAAUACUCUGCAAAAGUGAUGCCUUCCUGCAUAAGACUGAUGGAGAGCACAAUUCAAAAGUGCAGCUCUUUGUUCCAGAAAGUGCUUUGCUUGAGGAAAACCACAAGGGUAAAUAACUGCCUUCAGGUUCAAUAGAAACAAAAAGAAUUCUCCAGAGGGAUAGAAAAGGAAAUCAAUGUAUAACACACAAAAGUGCUUCAGUAAACCUCAGUAGACUAUUUGUUGAGAGUAAUUUAAUCAAUGGACUAUAUUAAUGCCUUACACACCUCUAUAAUUUCAGACACACAUGUCCCUAUGCAGUCUUAUUCCCAUACUCUUCUUCGUAAGGAAGCCUUCCUGUAUUAGACAAUGUAAUCAUAUCAAGCCGAUGAUGUUAGGUGGUCACCUUGUUUGCCUAUGUUGUCAUGUUGGCCUUUUUAUAUUGAUUGUAUCUUAAAUUUUAAAAAACGUAACAGGAUGAAUUGCUAUGUGGUGAAAUUGUGCAAAAAUAUUUAAGAGCAAUAGUGUGUUUGCGUGUGUGUGUGUCAGGAAGAAAAUUGUAUUUGUUUAUAUGGUUUAUAUGGUUUGAUUUUAGGUACAUUAGGCUCAGACCUGAUGCUGUAUUAUAAUGUAAAUUAAAAUAGUACUGCAUG
Messenger RNA from Rhineura floridana, 8750 nucleotides. It is a transcript of the gene EML6, whose product is annotated as EMAP like 6. Lineage: Eukaryota; Metazoa; Chordata; Lepidosauria; Squamata; Rhineuridae. Gene Ontology annotation, molecular function: microtubule binding. The coding region runs from base 750 to 6626 and encodes 1958 amino acids. The transcript has 42 exons. The record is from RefSeq and is a predicted model, not a curated record.